GUUGUAGUGCCGGUGUGAGAACGCGCUGAGACAGCUGUUGACAUUGUGGAGGAGCGGGGGAGUUGCGCGCUGUGGGCGCAAAGAGCGAAAACGCACCGAAACGUCAAGCGUCUCUCUGGACUGGCUGAAAUCAAGAAAGUGUCCGAAUCGCUGGACAGGCUGAAUCUAGCAGAAGAUUUGAAUGGACAAAGGGAGCAGAAAGACAUAGCAGACCCAGCCAACGUACAGAAGCCCUGUGGUGAUCCCAGCAUGCCAGUCAAGAAGAAAAGGAAGUCAUCAGGCUCAGAUGAUGCUGGACUCAGGAAGUGCAAAAUAACAAGUUUUUGUAGACCAGCAACCCCUGGAAGGCUAAUCAACUCUGAAGACCACUUUUCCAGCAAGAAGUGCCUCUCUUGGUUCUAUGAGUAUGCAGGUCCAGAUGAGGUGGUGGGACCAGAGGGCAUGGAGAAAUUUUGUGAGGACAUCGGUGUGGAGCCUGAAAAUAUUGUGAUGUUAGUUUUAGCUUGGAAAUUAGAAGCACCAAAUAUGGGAUUUUUCACUAAAGAAGAGUGGCUGAAAGGAAUGACCUCAUUACAAUGCGACUGCAAUGAGCGAUUACAGGAGAAGCUGGACUAUCUGCGAUCACAGCUCAAUGAUGCAGCCGUCUUCAAGAACAUAUACAGAUAUGCCUUCGAUUUUGCUAGGGAUAAAGACCAGCGUAGUCUCGACAUGGACACAGCCAAGUCCAUGCUUGCUUUGCUUCUGGGGCGGACGUGGCCUCUCUUUCCUGUGUUUCAUCAGUUUUUGGAGCAAUCCAGGUACAAAGUGAUGAACAAGGACCAGUGGUACAACAUAUUAGAGUUCAGCAGGACUGUCCAGGCAGACCUUAGUAACUAUGAUGAAGAUGGCGCUUGGCCAGUAAUGCUGGAUGAGUUUGUUGAGUGGCAUAAGGUUCGCUCUGCAUUGUAGAGGGCAUGCAUGCAGGAGGGAUGAGAAUUACACCAGGAGGGGAGCCAUCCCCCUCUCACCUCCCAGCAGUCAUGGGCAUGUCUGAAAGAAUUGCCCUUGGGCCCUUCAUACAAUUGGCUCUCGUUGCCCUGGAGAGACUAAACUGCACUCUUACCUUCAAAAGGGGAUACCCUUAGUCUGUGUCUGUUGCCACAGUCUCAAAACCAGUGUUGGAACAGCCCUGGGAAUUUUGUUUUCUUUUUAUUUUUGGGGUCUUACAUUUGUUUAAAGAAUGUUUUCAGAAGAAUAAAGAAUGGACUUGUACCAAACACAAUAGCUGAAAAUGUGAGUUGGUGUGAUCAAAAGAUCAAGUACAGUACGUUGGUUGUGAAAAUGUAUUUAUCUAAACACAUCAAAAAGUAGGGUGAUUGGUGCUGAGCUUUAAAGUCAUAUUUUGCUUCUGUAAAGGAAAAUUGCCAUCCAGACAGUC
Messenger RNA from Scleropages formosus (Asian bonytongue), 1417 nucleotides. RefSeq names its product DCN1-like protein 5. The record is from RefSeq and is a predicted model, not a curated record. Gene Ontology annotation, biological process: protein neddylation. Gene Ontology annotation, molecular function: ubiquitin conjugating enzyme binding; ubiquitin-like protein binding; cullin family protein binding. The coding region runs from base 250 to 948 and encodes 232 amino acids. The transcript is spliced from 11 exons. NCBI's taxonomy places the organism in Eukaryota, Metazoa, Chordata, Actinopteri, Osteoglossiformes, Osteoglossidae. Gene Ontology annotation, cellular component: ubiquitin ligase complex.